Glycine soja is the source of this 1051-nucleotide messenger RNA. RefSeq names its product WRKY transcription factor 22-like. Gene Ontology annotation, biological process: regulation of DNA-templated transcription. Bases 169 to 906 code for a protein of 245 amino acids. The transcript has 2 exons. NCBI's taxonomy places the organism in Eukaryota, Viridiplantae, Streptophyta, Magnoliopsida, Fabales, Fabaceae. The record is from RefSeq and is a predicted model, not a curated record. Gene Ontology annotation, molecular function: transcription cis-regulatory region binding; DNA-binding transcription factor activity. Gene Ontology annotation, cellular component: nucleus.
AACCCUCCAUGCGAGUUGCGAGCCUUCAAUUUAUAAUCCUAGUCGGCCAUAUAUGUCCAUCAUUCUCCUCGUAAUUUCUUCUUUGACUAAUCGAUCUAUAUCUCUACGUUUUCCUAUAUAGAUGUGAUUUAAUUUGAUGUUGGAUGAACUUGCACGUACGCAUGCUUGAUGGAUUGGGAUUUGCAAGCUAUUGUGGGAUGCACCAAAGCCCCUGCAGCCACCGUGAUGGACAACCCGCAUCUCAUUUUUUCUCAACAUUUCUGUCCUGAAGAACAAGAUGACCUACUUUGCAAUUUUCAGGAAUUCUCAGAAACCACAACGGUGGUUGAUGAAUUAGAAGAGCUUUACAAACCUUCCUACCCUCGUCAUGUUCAUGACAACCCUCUUCCCGUCGUUGCAAAUUCCCCACCUAUCCUCGAUGAAAAAGUCAAAGAACUCAAACCAUCAGACAAAACAGCAUCUAGAUGUAAAAAAAGCAAGAAGCGGCAGAAGAAUAAGAGGGUGGUGACAGCUGCAGAUGGUGUUUCGGACCCAUGGGCAUGGCGUAAAUAUGGGCAGAAACCAAUAAAGGGGUCACCUUAUCCUCGUAGCUAUUAUAGAUGUAGCAGCUCCAAAGGGUGCUUAGCUAGGAAACACGUGGAACGGAGUCAUUUGGAUCCUGGAGUUUUCAUAGUUACCUACACUGCAGAACACAGCGAUCCUCACCCUACAUGCAAAAACUCACAACAAAGAAAGAACAGUUCCACAAUUCCACUUCCAACUACAAGAACUCGGGAUGAUCAACACACAUUAAUACCUGUGGUGGCGGAGGCUAUCGAAGAUGAGCAUGAAGAAAUUAAGGAGCUUAAGAAAGAGGAAGAUUUUGUAGAAGGUGUUGGUUUCCAAGCAUCGAAGUUGAGGAACUAAAAGGACUUGCAUUAGAUGACCGUGGCUUCGUGAAUAGUAUACAUAGGUGGUUCGUCUCAACUCAUGCAAUCUAAUUAACGUAGUGACAUGUAUUUCAUAAAUUUAGGCUUGCCAUUUUUUCAAAGUGUGAUUUGUUUUGUCUGUA